AUGCUGGAAGCGUGGGAAGAGCUGAGAGAAGAGGCACGGGUGCUGGACGGCACGCACGAGACACACGCCGAUAUGUUUGUGUUCCCGACGUUCGAGACGAUGGGGCUCUGUGCACGGAACCCGGAGCUGGACCCGCAAACAAGGGUGAACUACUUGUGCGGGAACUCGCUUGGGUUGAUGCCGGUGCAGACGAGGCGGUAUGUGGAGAAAGAGCUCGAGGCGUGGGGGGCCCGGGCAGUGGAGUCCCACUUCCGGAACGAGAUUACGACGGACUGGGUGGACGUAGACUUGCCGCUUGUGCCGAAGCUAGCGAGGCUGGUCGGAGCGAAGGAGACGGAGGUGGCGGUUAUGGGCACGUUGACGAUGGACUUGAACUCGCUGCUUGUGGGCUUCUACCGCCCGGACGUGGCCAGCGGGCGGACAAAAAUCCUCUUUGAGAAAGGGGCGUUCCCCUCGGACUACUAUGCGCUAUACAACCUGGCAAGACUCAAUGGUCUGGCGCCGGAGGAGACGCUUGUGCAGCUGGCACCACGGGAGGGCGAGUACACGCUUCGUACGGAAGACAUUCUCUCGAGCCUCGAGAAAGACGGGGAUAUGAUUGCCCUUGUGUGUUUCUCCGGCAUCCAAUACUACUCGGGCCAAUACUUCGACAUCAAGCAGAUCACGGCAAAGGCGCACGAGAAGGGCUGUGUGGUUGGGUGGGACCUGGCGCACGCCGCCGGAAACGUCGACCUCAAGUUGCACGAGUGGGACAUCGACUUCGCCGCGUGGUGCAGUUACAAGUAUCUCAACGCCGGGCCGGGGGCGAUCGGCGGUGUCUUCGUCCAUGAGAGACACACGGGCGGCGACGAUCGCACAGGUCGGGCCCGGCUCGCUGGCUGGUGGGGCAACGACGCAGCCAACCGGUUUGAGAUGUUGGAGAAGUUCCGGCCAAUCGAGACCGCCUUGGGGUUCAGACAGAGCAACCCCAGUGUGUUGGACGUGAGUGCGUUGAACUCUUCGCUUGACGUGUUUGAGGCGUGCGGCGGGAUUGGGAAGCUCAGAGCAAAGUCAAUCCAGCUCACUGCGUUCUUAGAGAGGUGCUUGCACAAGAGCAGGUUCUACAGAAGCAUCGAGGACAGCAACAAGACCCAGGACGCCGCCGACGUCCACUUUGUGAUCAUCACUCCGCAGGAUCCUGCACAGAGAGGUUCACAGUUGAGCUUGCUUUUCAAGCCGCUUGAGAAGGACGUUAUGAUGCAGGUCUUCCAGUUCAUGAACCAGCGGGGCUCGAUCUGCGACGAAAGAAAGCCCAACGUGAUCAGAUUGGGGCCCACCGCUUUGUACAACACAUUCGCCGACUGUGUCGAGUGUGUGCAGCUGCUUGAGGAGGGCCUUCUUUCGUACACCUCGGACAACCACUAG
Molecule: messenger RNA, 1404 nt
Organism: Pichia membranifaciens NRRL Y-2026
Lineage: Eukaryota; Fungi; Ascomycota; Pichiomycetes; Pichiales; Pichiaceae
Exons: 1
Coding region: 1-1404 (467 amino acids)
Biological process (GO): NAD+ biosynthetic process
Cellular component (GO): cytoplasm
Molecular function (GO): pyridoxal phosphate binding; kynureninase activity
Source: RefSeq, a predicted model, not a curated record